AUGCCAAAAUUAAUGAUCUAUGGCGCGACAGGAUACACUGGCCGCAUGGCAGCCAUGAACGCCAAGAAACUCGGACUCGCCUUUACCAUUGGAGGCAGAACGGAGAGCAUACUCAAAAUCCUGGCAUCCUCGCUCAAUGUCACCUGCUGCACGCUAAGCCUGGGCGAUACGAGCGCCAUCGACACGGCCUUGGAUGAGAUCACAGUCCUGCUCAACUGCGCCGGCCCGUUUAUGCGCACCGCAGAGCCGCUGAUGCGGGCAUGCCUACGUACUGGGACGCACUACCUCGACAUCGCCGCGGAGCUAGACAGCUAUGAGCUAGCAGAGACACUCGACGACGAGGCCAAACGGGCCAAUGUCAUGCUGCUGCCGGGAUGCGGAGGCAGCGUAGCCAUGUUGGGCUGCCUAUCCGAGCACGUCCUCUCAGCUCAGACCCGCCCUCCGGCUCGGAUCGACAUUGCCCUGCACGUCGCCGGGUCUAUGUCGCGGGGCUCGGCGCGGAGCGCCUUGGAGAAUCUGACAGCAUCUACGCUCGUGCGGCAAGAAGGCCGUCUGACGCAACUACCUAACGGCGCCGGUGUUGUCAAGUUUGACUUUGACGACGGCAACGGUGCCGUGGACUGCUUUCCGAUCACCCUGCCGGAUCUAAUCACUAUAUGGCGAUCAACUGGCGUUGGCAACAUUAGGACGUACGUUUGCGCCUCGGGAGAUGCUUUCCCAUCCCAGGACCUUGGGUCUCUGCCAGAUGGGCCCACAGAGGAGCAGAUGGAGGCGUGGCCCUAUCAUGCUGCGGUUGUCGUUACCGAUGCCCGCGGCAAACAUAGCGCAGCUGUGCUUCAUACUGUCAACGGAUAUGCGUUCACUGCGAUGGCAUCUGCCGAGGCGGCCAGGAGGGUUCUAGAAGGCGAGGCUUCUUCUGGGUUUCAAACCCCUGUCCAAGUUUUCGGAAAAGACUUUGUGAACAUUAUACCUGGAUCGGUGGUUCGAGAAGGAUGA
Messenger RNA from Thyridium curvatum, 996 nucleotides. RefSeq lists its product as uncharacterized. Bases 1 to 996 code for a protein of 331 amino acids. The record is from RefSeq and is a predicted model, not a curated record. The transcript has a single exon. NCBI's taxonomy places the organism in Eukaryota, Fungi, Ascomycota, Sordariomycetes, Thyridiales, Thyridiaceae.